Molecule: messenger RNA, 912 nt
Organism: Punica granatum (pomegranate)
Lineage: Eukaryota; Viridiplantae; Streptophyta; Magnoliopsida; Myrtales; Lythraceae
Source: RefSeq, a predicted model, not a curated record
AUGCAAAGAGGCCUCAGGUUUAUCAGCUGGUGGGUCAUCCUAGUCGUGCUUCGAUCUGCAGUGGCGAUUCCGGUCUUGGGAAGCGACGGCAACAGCAGCAUGUCCACGCCGGAGUCUCUGGAUGAUUAUAUCCUCAAGUUUGUGAAUGAGUCGCUGAAGCGGCCUCGGACAGGAACCGUGUACAAAGUCUCUCUCCCUCCUAGUUUUUCUGGGAUCGAAGUCUCAGUCGUGAGGUUCAGAAGCUCGAGUUUUUGGGUCAGAGGUGUGAAUUUCAGCGACUUCUGGAUCCCACCAAGGAUCAUCCCGAUGCCUUACGUGAAGAGGCUCGUCAUAGUGUUUGAGAAUUUGCACAACUUGUCCUCCCAUUACUACCACGUCCCGGGGUAUGAGCUCAUCGCUCCAGUUCUUGGGUUUUCGGCUUACGAUGCCUCGAACUCCACUGUCCUAGGGAGCCAGAAGCUGAAUUUAAGCACCGACGGCACCCUGAUCUCCAUUCAUUUUCUUCCUUUUCCAGAAAAACACGCUAAUGGGCUGAUCAGAUGUGUUGCACUCGGUAUGAAUAAGUCAUAUGAAUUUAGCAACAUGACCUCGCCGAACGUGUGCUCAGCUCGACAUCAAGGCCAUUUUUCUCUAGCCGUUCCCCUCACGCCAUCGAAUCACAAGAAGGAAGGGGACAAGCUCUGGAAAUGGUGGGUGGUAGGAUUCGUAGGCGGGUUUUUCGUGUUGGCCCUUUUGUGUUUGGUAGUGUUAUGCAUCCACAGGCUAGUAGUGAGGAGGAAGAUCAAGGAGAUGGAGAAGCAAUCCGAGCGAGGUGUACCACUAGAUACGUUUUAUAUCGGAAGAACUAAAUUGCCUUCCGCAUCCAUGAUCAGAACCCAACCUUCGGGCGUUGAGAAUGAAUAUGUUUCUUGA